UUACGGGAACGCAGCAAUCGCGGAACAAAGUCUAGUAGGAUUCGCGCUUUGUACAAAUUUAUAUCCGAAGGUAGACUCGGGAGUGUCCAACCCUGGUGCUGUCUAGAAUUUAGAUUAUUUGAUGCCACGUUCCAGUUGCUUUCCAAGAUCUCAAAUUAGAGAUGUUUGCCAAGGCCACCAGUAACUUCGUCAAGGAGAUAGACCCCGAAGGGCGUCUGAUCCCGGUGUCCCGCCUGAACGACUCGGACAAGCUGGUCCCUCUGUCGCUGGUCAUCCGGCGCAAACGCUUCUGGUUCUGGCAGCGGCCCAAGUACCUGCCUUCUGACUUCACCCUGAGCGACGUGCUGCUCGGAGACAAGCCCAUCAACCCAGUUGUUGUGGAGACUGACUUCCUGAAGUAUGCGGGGACCUUCGGGGACUCCGUGUCGGGAAAGGUGGAUGCAGAGGUGGGACAGACGAACCUCAGCGUGGAGGGCAAAGGCUCGUUUAAACUGCAGUCCUCCUUCGGCAGCCUGAAGAAGCAGGAGGUGGACGUCCCGAAACUGCUGCAGGACUCCAAGGAUAGAGUCCUGAGCCUGGAGCACUGCCUGGUGCAUCAGACCCUGGUGAAGCGCAACGAGGCCUUUGGGGUUCUGAAGGAGAAGAUCGUGACGACCCAGAAGUGCUCAGUCACCGAGGACGUUCAGGAGCAGGGCCAGUGUGCGGGCGUGCUCGGCCUCUUCAGCAACAGGGCCAUAAAGGUGUCGGUGAACGAGAACGGCAGCGCGCAGCAGGACAGCAGCGUUUCCCUGGAGAUUCCCGCUCAGACGGUCAUAGCGUACAGCAUCAUCGAGCUGGAGGUGAAACACGGCGGACAGUACGAGCUCUGCCUGGAGCCAGACACCUUUGGGGGGUUUGAAGUGGACAGCCACACCCGGGCCAAAGAUGCAGUAGACGGGCUGAUCACUAAGGGUGCGGAGUACCACCCAGCGAGACCUACAGAGACACCGGUCCUGAAGCAAGAACUGGAGAAGCUGCAGGCGCAUUUCCAGCAGCUAGCAGAUCUCCCAGCCCCAGCCCGUUCCACGCUGCUCCAGCUCCUGAUGUCCAUCAUGCUGGACAGAGCGGCACUCGCUGCCCUGGAGAGCGGGCUGGAUCAGUUGUGUUUGGGCGGGACACCUGACCUCAGCGAGCUGGAGGACUUGUCCUCCCUCAAGCAGACAGUCCAGGACCUUCUGGACCUGGUGUUGCAGUCCAAUCAGGCAGGUCAGAACCUGAGUGAUGGACAGUCUGGUGGGCCACGCCCCUCUUCCCCGGUCCUUACUGCUGUUCAUGUUCUGGUCAGUGCCAUGGCAGAGAUGACCGAUGCUGCUCUGAGUCACUUGGGAUCCUGCAGUCCUCAGUUCCUGCAUGACCUGCAGCAGCUGGUUCACUGCCUGGCUGCAGGGGGCGAGAUGAGCCUGCAGGACCCCGCCCUGUCUGAGCUGGUGGGGCAGGCGGAAGCAUAUCAGAGAGCAGAGCAGCUGUUCUCCUGCUCCAAGGUGAUCCUCCAGAGAGAGGCCGGCACACUGCGAGUGGAAACAGGGUCCCAAAUAUCACUCCGCCCCCUCGUCAUGUGCAUCACCGUACGAGGCCUCGCUUCCCUGGGCACAUAGUGCGUUUGAGCGCGUGUGGACGGGGGCGGGCAAGUUCUGCUCUUUGUGUGUGUGUGUGUGUGUGUGCAGUAUGCUGCCCAGUUGUCCAAAGCUGUCCAGAUGUAAUCCUUUGGCCCUCACCUCCUCCAAUUUGAUGAUCUGAUACGUCUCCACCCCCUGAAGUCUCACCACUGGAGCCCCCUGCUGGACAUAUACUGACACUAACAGUCUUGUGAAGAUUAAUCUUCAUUAACAGUUUUACAUUUCAAAAAAUAACCAUUUAUAAGCUUUUUCUGAAAUUUUAUAAACUAGUUUCGCUCCAGGGUUGAAAAACUCAUACUGAAAGCUGUUAUUACAACUCGACUGCAGUGUAUAUUGACAGUCAUAUAAAACCAUUUGAGGAGAUCAUGGCAUUCUCAGGAAAAUAAAUGUUUUUACACAUUUUGAUUUAGGAAAGAAAUGACUGCGAUUCAUGGUAAAAAGAUCUUGCAAUGACUGGUUCAGGGCAGGGAAAGACAUCCACCGCCAUUUCCAAUAAAAGACCCAAGACUUACAUUUAUAAUACCUUCAUUUGCAAAAUCACAUGGUACAGGUAGUUUUGAAUGAGUUAAAAACUAUUUUUAAACCAAUCAACAAUUUAAGCUUUACCAAGUGAUUUAACAAAUUGUAUUAUACAUGCAUUUACUAUAAAGGAACUUCUUGACUUUGGUCUUGUUUGGACAAUGUGAAGACACAACUUUCCUCCACCUUGAAUCUUCAAAUAUUGAAUUCACUCGUCGCAGAUUUCUGGACAAAAUAAAAACAUUUUACCACAUGUCCAAUAUG
Messenger RNA from Anguilla anguilla (European eel), 2438 nucleotides. RefSeq names its product gasdermin Eb (gene gsdmeb). Gene Ontology annotation, cellular component: cytoplasm. Gene Ontology annotation, biological process: programmed cell death. The transcript is spliced from 10 exons. The record is from RefSeq and is a predicted model, not a curated record. Lineage: Eukaryota; Metazoa; Chordata; Actinopteri; Anguilliformes; Anguillidae. The coding region runs from base 162 to 1634 and encodes 490 amino acids.